Zootoca vivipara (common lizard) is the source of this 1552-nucleotide messenger RNA. Its product is annotated as C-type lectin domain family 2 member B-like. Lineage: Eukaryota; Metazoa; Chordata; Lepidosauria; Squamata; Lacertidae. The record is from RefSeq and is a predicted model, not a curated record.
CAUUUGUUGCCAGGCUCCGCUGAGGGGCCUCAGGGACGACACACUGCUCUUUCCCCCUGCUUUUAUACAUUUAUUUUAAAUGUAUAGGAUUUCGAAUCCUUCAUGGUUUUCAUGCUUUUCUCAUUUUAGGAUUGCAGCUGCCUUUUCUUUUUAAAUGAUAUUUGCAUCCUGCUUUUCCAACAACAAAUGUUGAGCUCCAAGCUGUUUUCAGUAACUGCAUUAAAAAACAAACAAGGCUUGCAAUCGCUAUAAUAUAAAACGUCGUGCUUCCCCGGCCCCCGCUUUUUCCUUCUAGUCACGUGGCUGCAGCAGCAGCUGCAAAAAAGGCACCAGGAUCCGUUCCUGGGGUUUUCCAACGGGAGUUUUCUGACUGGAGUUUUCUGACAGGAAAGACCUGACUGUUUCACAGGCUUCGCAACUCCCAGGUUGGGUGAUGCUGUGGUAGAAUGUAGUUGAUUCUGCGGCUUUUUGCUCAUUGCACCGAUUCGUUUUUUUAAGAACCCUAUAUGAACAGAUUCUAGACUGCAAGCAGCCCAACUAAUUACUGCACGGAUACUGAAGGCUGCUUUGUCCUCAGCAGAAGCUCAGAAAGGACCUUAACUCGGUGUGGUGCCUGCCUGCUGCUGCUGCUGCAAGUCUCCUGGUGGCAUCAGAGGGGAAUUGAUCUCUUCUGCCUGGGCUCUUGGUCCUGGACAGCAAUGAGAGAGGAGAAAUGAAAAGAAAUGAUGCUGAUGCUGUAGAGAUACACAGCCUGAGAGUAUCUGCAGAAACAGAAGCUGCCCAAAGAGGCAAAGAAACCCUGGACUGCCGAACAUGUUUUUCCAAGAAAAGAAAGGCAGGGCGUCACCAUAAUUAUCACUGUAAAAGAAUCACGCCUAAGCCUCCCUUCUUAAUUGCAUUCAUUAUUAUCUUCAUCAUCGUCAUCAUCAUCACCAUCAGUGUUCUUGCUGUCCUGAGAGGGGAAAAAUCCAACCGGACUUCCCCUGAAGUGAAUAACUGUGCUGUUUGGGGACCAGCAUGUCCAGCUGGCUGGAUUGGCUAUGAGGGGAAGUGUUACUUUUUCUCAGAAGAAGAAAGAAACUGGACUUCUGCCCAGAGCUUUUGCAUUUCCCAGGGCUCUUCUCUGGCUGCGAUUCAGAGUAAGCUGGAAAGGGUGUUCAUGCUCCGGUUCAAGGGCGCUGGCCAUUGGAUUGGCCUCCGGAAGGGCUUCAAUGAUACCUGGAUAUGGGCAGAUGGAUCAGAAUACAGUAACACGUUGGUGGUGAAAGGAAGUGGAAACUGUACAUAUCUAAGCAAGGAGUUUGAUAUUGCCUCCCGUUGCCACAUACCGAUAAAGUGGAUCUGCAGUCACCCUGAUGAGUAUAUGAGGAAUAAAAACUGUACAGCAGGAAAAGUCAUAUGCCAAGAGGAAUUAUGAUGGUUAUUAGAGUUGCGAAGACGACUACAUUUCCUUGGAAAGAGCAUUAUACCCUGAGGAGAAGAGCCAAUUUCUGUGCAGGAUGUGUAAAUUUCAGUUUGCUUUUAUCUAGAUUCAAGGCUUUUUACUAAUGUG